UUCUCCGGCUCAUAGUCAUGUGAUACCUGUUGCCUUACCCGGAUCGUCGUUGUCCGCUGGGCUGCGUAAAGUUAGUCGGAAGUUUGUACCUGUGAGGUCUUUUUUUUCUGUUUUUAAUCAAAACUGUCACAAUGGUGGAAAUUUCAUUUACGAUCGCGAUUUCCGUGAUGACCCUGUUUUGGGCUAUUGUCGGAGGGGUUGUGCCGUGGUUUAUCCCCAAAGGGCCAAACAGAGGUGUGAUAGUGACGAUGCUGGUAUUAACUGCCGUCUGCUGCUAUCUUUUCUGGUUGAUAGCGAUCCUGGCACAGCUAAACCCACUGUUUGGGCCUAGCCUGUCCACUGACACCAUUUGGUACCUGCGCUAUCACUGGCCUUAAUUUGCUCUCCCAGGACUCCCAACCCUUAAGCAGCAGAGGACCUGAGAGUGCUGCAUACCAGUGGAUGUUUGCCAUUGCAGAGAUCAGUUGUCCCGAAUUGCCUUAAAACUCGGGUCCCUGUGUGAUUGAGUGGCACUGGUGCCUUGUAUACAAUGACUCCCAAAGGACUAUGAGAUCUGUGUGGAUGUGCUGUACCGUAAAUUUAAACAACAUUUUUGUUGCAAUUUUGUUUGUUUUAUGCACAUUAUGCUCAAUGAUAUUGAAAACGUGUGUGUGUGAGAGAGAGAGAUCGAGAGAGAAUGAGUGAGUGGUAUGUAUUUGUUUUUCUUUGUGUUUGUGAUGGAUGGGUCAUCAGAUAAUUAAUAAAUUAAUAACUCAUUCCUCCACAAUUAUUGUUGAUU
Molecule: messenger RNA, 778 nt
Organism: Archocentrus centrarchus (flier cichlid)
Lineage: Eukaryota; Metazoa; Chordata; Actinopteri; Cichliformes; Cichlidae
Gene: atp6v0e1
Product: ATPase H+ transporting V0 subunit e1
Exons: 4
Coding region: 132-377 (81 amino acids)
Biological process (GO): proton transmembrane transport
Cellular component (GO): proton-transporting V-type ATPase, V0 domain
Molecular function (GO): proton-transporting ATPase activity, rotational mechanism
Source: RefSeq, a predicted model, not a curated record